Messenger RNA from Gryllus bimaculatus (two-spotted cricket), 1578 nucleotides. Lineage: Eukaryota; Metazoa; Arthropoda; Insecta; Orthoptera; Gryllidae. The record is from the annotation of a GenBank genome assembly.
CGUGUUUUGACGCUAUACGUUGUGUCGUAACGUGAGAGGAAAUCGACGAUUACGUGCUGUUGCUACCCGCCAGUCUGAUUUUUAAUAGGCGUUCAAAUAGCCGCGCUUCGACCGCAGCCAAUAGAGUAACGGGAUUGAUUAAUUGCUAUCUUGGAAGUCUUUUUACGCGCUGUCCGGAGGAGUGUUACGCUGGAAAGAUACAGAGGCCGCUGUUUACCAGGCUCUUCACGAGAUCAAGAACGACGUGCCUGCUUUUGUCUGGACUACUGUGUCGUAGAAUUUAGAGGAUUCUCCCAACUUUUCGUGAGCUUCACCAUGGCGUCUAAGCAGGUGGUGAAUUUCGGCGCAGGUCCAGCGAAAUUGCCCGAGGAGGUUUUACUUAGAGUUCAGAAAGAUCUCCUGAACUUCAAAGAUUCAAAUCUUAGUAUAAUGGAAAUAAGUCAUCGAUCAACAGAAUAUUUGAAGUUCAAUGAUGAUACUCAGGCUGCAGUGAAAGAGUUGUUGAAGGUUCCUGAUAACUAUAAAAUCCUUUUUAUGCAAGGAGGAGGAACUGGUCUUUUUGCAGCUGUUCCUCUCAACCUCAUGUCUCGAACAGGCUCAGCUGACUACUUCGUUACAGGAUCGUGGUCAGCAAAGGCAGCUAAAGAAGCCACAAAAUAUGGAAAAGUGAAUCUUGUUCUUCCAAAGACAGACAAAUAUAAUGACAUUCCUGAUCCUUCCAAGUGGAAAUUGGAUCCAAAAGCUUCUUAUGUUUAUUACUGCUCAAAUGAAACCAUACAUGGUGUUGAAUUUCCAUACAUUCCAGACACACAAGGUGUACCUCUUGUAGCAGAUAUGUCUUCUAACAUUAUGUCCCGACCUAUUGAUGUCUCAAAGUUUGGAAUUAUUUUUGCUGGGGCUCAAAAAAACAUUGGACCUGCUGGAGUUACUUUAGUAAUUAUACGAGAGGAUCUGUUGGGAAACCCUUCACCUUUCUGCCCCACAAUAUUGGAUUUUAGUAUUAUGGCAAAAGAUAAUUCUGUACAUAACACUCCACCAACUGCUGCGAUUUAUGUAAUGAGCAGUGUAUUUGAGUGGAUUAAACAGCAAGGUGGUGUGGAAGGAAUGGAGAAACACGCUGUAAGGAAAAGCCAAUUAUUGUAUGAUACCAUUGAUCAAUCUCAAGGAUUUUACUGCUGCCCAUUAAAUCCCAAGAUAAGAAGUCGCAUGAAUGUCCCAUUCCGCAUUGGAAGUUUGAAUGGAGACGAAGCUUUGGAGAAAACAUUCCUGACUGGUGCACAGGAACGUGGAUUACUUCAACUCAAAGGCCACAGGAGUGUUGGAGGUAUUCGUGCAUCAUUAUACAAUGCUAUAACCUACAAAGAGGUAGAAACUUUGGUUCAAUAUAUGAAAGAAUUUCAAGAACUGACAAAGAAAUGAAGACAACAGUUGCUUGUGAAUGGUACACAGAAGUAAGAGCUUGAGACUGAAAAUCACACUUCUUUAACAACAGAAGGGACCAUUUUUUAUUUGAUAGAAAUUGUGAACAGAAUGCUUUGUAAAAAUAUGAAAUUGAAAAAUAAAUUUUAUCCAUAUGUG